Messenger RNA from Emys orbicularis (European pond turtle), 995 nucleotides. RefSeq names its product RNA polymerase II subunit D (gene POLR2D). The transcript has 4 exons. The record is from RefSeq and is a predicted model, not a curated record. Gene Ontology annotation, molecular function: translation initiation factor binding; nucleotide binding. The coding region runs from base 28 to 456 and encodes 142 amino acids. Gene Ontology annotation, cellular component: RNA polymerase II, core complex. Gene Ontology annotation, biological process: transcription initiation at RNA polymerase II promoter. Lineage: Eukaryota; Metazoa; Chordata; Testudines; Emydidae.
GGAGGGGAAGCCGGGCCGGCUGAAGCGAUGGCGGCCGGAGGCAGCGAGGCCCGGGUCGCGGACGUGGAGGAGGACGCCUCGCAGCUCGUCUUCCCCAAAGAAUUUGAAACUGCUGAGACCCUUCUAAAUUCAGAAGUGCACAUGCUUCUUGAGCAUCGUAAACAACAGAAUGAGAGUGCUGAGGAUGAGCAGGAGCUCUCGGAAGUCUUCAUGAAAACUCUGAACUACACGGCUCGCUUCAGCCGCUUCAAAAACCGGGAGACCAUUGCCAGCGUCCGCAGUUUGUUGCUCCAGAAAAAGCUCCAUAAAUUUGAAUUGGCGUGUUUGGCUAAUCUGUGUCCUGAGACAGCUGAGGAGGCCAAGGCUUUGAUUCCCAGCUUAGAGGGCCGGUUUGAAGAUGAGGAGCUACAGCAGAUUCUUGAUGACAUUCAGACCAAACGAAGCUUCCAGUAUUAGGGCUAAUUACCAGCCCUUAUUAUGAAAGGAAAGAUCAGAGAAUUUCAGAUGUUUCUGUGCACACCAGACCAAUCUAGCUAGCUCCAGGACAGAGCAAAGAGAGUUCUUGAUACACAGUACUUCAGCCUUGGGUCCCACACAGACAUGUUUAAACUGGGGACCACUCUUUGACUUGCUGAAUAUUGUAAACUUGACAAAGAUUCAUUUGUGGUGAGAGCCAUGGAAUCUUGGAAACUCCUGUCUAGGUGGUUUCGGUACCUGUUUCCCCCAACUUCCUGUCCUUGCCAUGGGAAUCUUUAAAGUGUUUUUGGUUACAGGGCCUAGAAUAAGAGUAGGUGUGAUUCUUCUUUCUUAUGAACUCCAGUUACCUAAGGUGGAGAAAUUUUGUGCCCAUUGGUUGUUGAAAAUCCUAGUAGUUUGUAGAAUCAGGGCUAAAAAGAUUCUGAGUGUCUUUUGAAAUGUUUGUUCAAGAUAAUGUUUUUUUCCCCCUUCAAUAGUGCAUCAUUGUUCAGUUUGAAUUAAAAUGUGAUGUUUCUUAU